UAUCAAAACGAGUGUCGGCAGUGACUUUCCUGUUUGAUACUAACUCUUCUUGCAUGCUACACGCUUUUUGUUCCGCUGGAUUCGACUGCUAGCGUGUUAGUUUAGCGCAUACAAUAAUGAAGCAACUUGCCGUUUUUGCCCUUCUUAUGGUGGCGCCGGUUGCCUGGUGCGCGACAACUGCCAACGUUUGCCGAAUUGCCGGAACAGUUGUGGGAUCCGUGCUGGGAAGUAUUAACGGAACGCAACUGGAAGCCGGCUGUGCGGACACAUCCAACGCCUGCAGCAAGAACAGCAAACCCAAUGUUGCUACGAACAUCCUCGGCGGCUUGGGAAACUUCUUCGGCGGCUUUGGCGGUGCUGGACAAGUGGUGCAGGGUGCCCUGAACCUGGCCUGCAGUGAGGUCGCCACCGCGGGGAAGAUCGCCGAUGCCGCCAAAAAUAAGGAUCCCAAGGAAGCGUCCAAGCAGAUUGCGAAAGUGGUUUGCACUCCCAUCAACUAUGCGGCCAUGGUGAGCAGCUGCAAUGAGGCCGUGAAGGCCGCCAAAGUCCCCAAGGGAUCGGAUUUGACGAAGGUGAAGGGAUGCGAGAAUAUUCAUUUUGUUGACACUCUGGGAAAGGCGUGCAUUCCGCAAGCAGCGUAAUAUGAUGCCACCUUGCUUGGAUUUUUUUCUACUACUCUACUGUUUUAAGUAUUCAGCUUUAACAUGAUGUUACGGUCUAUUUUUGGACUGUGAGACAAAUAUUUUAAAUGCUUAAUGUAGUUAAAUUAGAUAAUUUGCCUGGUA
This is a messenger RNA of Paramacrobiotus metropolitanus, 785 nucleotides long. RefSeq lists its product as uncharacterized. The coding region runs from base 117 to 641 and encodes 174 amino acids. The record is from RefSeq and is a predicted model, not a curated record. The transcript has 3 exons. Lineage: Eukaryota; Metazoa; Tardigrada; Eutardigrada; Parachela; Macrobiotidae.